AUGGCUCCCAGAUAUCUUCUUUUUUUUUUGUUUCCUUUAUUCCUCGUUUCUGUUAUAUCUUCACAAUGCGUUGCUACAGUCUAUCCCGCUUGCUACUCUGGCACUGCAUGUAAAUGUCCUCAACCUCCAAGUGCCCUUCCACAGGGCGAAUAUUGCGGUGGUCAAAUCAGAUGUGAUCCUUGCCAUGUUUACGAAUGUAAUCCUCAAGGUGGAACCUGUGAUUAUGGUUAUCGAGACUCUUGUAUUUGUGCUGCGGUUACGACAAGCGCGACGUUUCUCCAAAGCAUAGGUUUUCAAACAAUUCUAGAAUUAAUUAACAGCUGUGUUGUUAUAGCGCCAUUAGGAUUAGAAACUUUUGGUGGUGCUGAAGUUGUAUGUGCAGCUAUUGUAGGUUUAGGAGCAGCUGUACUCGUUGAAAGUACU
Messenger RNA from Scutellospora calospora, 423 nucleotides. NCBI's taxonomy places the organism in Eukaryota, Fungi, Glomeromycota, Glomeromycetes, Diversisporales, Gigasporaceae. The record is from the annotation of a GenBank genome assembly.